GUGAGAUCCAGGCCAAUGUAUUUCUGCCUGGAGGUAUGCUGUACUGCCUUGACUACAGCCUUAAGGAAUGCACCUGCAUCUGUUUCUGAAGCUCUGUGUGAGCUACCGUAUGUGUGUGCCUACAUAUAUUCUGCAAAUGCCUCUGUACCAAUAGCAUUUACAAUGUUAAUGUCUGCUGUAAAGAAUCCACGAGGUCGCCUGCUUCUUAUUUUCUUGGCAGUCCUAAUAACAAGCUUUGCCGUUCAUCAACAUUUUACAAAGGUUUUACACUGUCACCUCCAUUCUGAGCAAUCCACAGAACAGUUUGAGGAGAAUUUUAGUACUAGUGCAAUAGAAGAUGAUGUCCCAGAACUAGAACUCAUCCAAAGAAUAUCUAAUAUGUUUCCUUCAGUUCAAUUUGAUCAUUUACACAACACAUCUUGUGCCAGAAACAGCAGAGCUACUGUCAUAAAUGCAAAAGAUAAGUAUUGCAUUGGAGACAAUUUAACUAUUGAAAUUGUGAUGUAUGACUUUAUAGGCAAUAAAAAACAUUAUGGAGGAGACUUUAUAAGGGCAAGAAUAUUUAACACCAAGCUUGCUGCUGGAGCCACUGGGAGGAUUGAGGAUUAUAACAAUGGAACUUACCAUGUUUAUUUUACCUUAUUUUGGGAAGGACAAGUGGAAGUUUCCUUGUUACUCUACCACUCAAGUGAAGCCGUUUCAGCAUUAUGGAGAUCAAGAAACCAGGGAUAUGGUCUCAUAAAAUUUAUUGGAACUUUUGAAAAUGGAAGUAAAUAUGUUACAACUGAAUGUGGUUUCCAAGUGGACAAGGCAGGCGAAAAAUGUACUUAUGAAGAUACAAAAUAUAAUGAGUUAUUUUACUGUACUAAACCAGCAAAUCUGUCAUGUGGGUCCUUAGCAUUUCUGCAGUCCUUUAACGAGGAUCAUUCAUUCUUCAGCAACCUUCAGAAGUCUCUCUUUAACAGAGAUAAUAUGAGCGUUGAAAUUGAAAAACAGUUCCAACAUUUCGAUGUGUCCAACUGCAGCGUUAUCAGAGCAUUUCCUCAAGCAAAAUGCAAGGUCGGCAUUGAAUCACCAUAUCCCAGUGGUUUCAUUCUACAGGAUAUAUGGACACCUUUAUUCUGCAGGCUCUCUUCCUUUCCAAGCACAGAUGAUAUAAAUUCUUGCCUUACAGACAAGAUGAUAUAUCUGCUGGGUGACUCCACCUUGCGGCAGUGGUUUAUACACUUGGUUAAUAUGCUGAAAAACCUAAAGAAUUUCAACCUUCAUAGAACUGGGCUUGAAUCCAUGCUGCUGGCAAUAGAUCCAGAGAAGAAUAUCCUGCUGCAGUGGAAAAAACACAGUCAUCCAAUUGUUGCGAGCCGCUCCUACUCUGUUAAAGAUGAUGCCUAUAUUAGCGAGGAGAUUGAUCGCCUUGCUGGAGGCCCCAACACUGUAAUUGCAAUCACCGUCGGUCAACAUUUUAGGCCUUUUCCUAUUCGUCUCUUUAUCAAAAGAGUUAUUAAUAUACGAAGGGCAUUAGAAUCUCUUUUUAUUCGUAGUCCAGAAACCAAAGUAAUUAUUAAAGCAGAGAAUACCAGAGAGUUUAAUCUUGAUGUAGAGAGAUUCAGUGACUUCUAUGGUUAUAUUCAGAACCUUAUUGUGAAGGAAAUAUUUCAAGAUCUCCCUGUUGCUGUUGUAGAUGCAUGGGACAUGACUAUUGCUUUUAAUUCGAAUGAUGUUCAUCCAGCGGAAAAUGUCAUCAGGAACCAGAUCAACAUGUUUCUAACAUACAUCUGCUAGAUUAUGGAAUGAUUUGUGCAUUUUACAGUACAAUUUAUUAAAAAAAACUAUAUAUAUAUUUUAAUUACAGCUUAAUCAUGUUAUACAAAAAGGGUAAGACAUAGGAGGUUAUUUAUAAAGGUCUGAAUUUAUCUCAAUAUGGGCUGCUACAAACUCCGAUCUAACCCCUCGGAUUUUUAACGCUUAUUUAUCAAUGGGACUGUUACCAUUGACUUUUAUGCAA
Messenger RNA from Xenopus laevis (African clawed frog), 2005 nucleotides. Its product is annotated as NXPE family member 1. The record is from RefSeq and is a predicted model, not a curated record. The coding region runs from base 16 to 1782 and encodes 588 amino acids. Lineage: Eukaryota; Metazoa; Chordata; Amphibia; Anura; Pipidae. The transcript is spliced from 6 exons.